CCAUUGCAAGCUUCUCCUCCUGGGCCUUGUCUGCUGACUAGGGCCAUUCUGGCUCAGGAGGGGCUCCGUGAGGGUUGUGUAUGAUACCCCCUGGCUGUGCGCAGGCCAGACGAGCCUUCCUCUCUUUCACCCCUAUGAAGAUCAGAAAAAGAAGGCCGUGCGGUGGCUCAGUGGCAGAGUGCUUGGUUAGCAUGUGCAAGGCCCCAGGUUUGAGCCCCCUCCUUUUCAGGAAGUUGCAGCUUGCAUCAGAUCCAUGAUUUAAUCACUAGAGAUCAGACUGUUGGUUUUUUGUUUGUUUGUUUGUUUUCUGUUGUUUUUUUACCCCUUCAUCUUGGCCAUGUCAAAGUGUGCAGCGGACAGUCCAUCUGUGGAACUGCACGUGGCAGCCGUGACCUGACCCUGUCCCACCCAGGGCACCAGGUGUUUUGCAUGCUGACUCCUGGUUCAGUUCUGCUGCAAUCCUGAAAGUCCUGCGACUAACCCACCGAGUGUGUUUGUUUCUGUUAUGUUUAUUUUGUUUUUCUGGUCUUGUUGUUUUGAGACGUGAUCUCACUACAUAGCCCCAAGCAGUCCUCCUGCCUCAGCUCCCUAGUGCGGGAUCACAGGCAUGCCACCACCUGCCUUCUCCGGUGUUCUUCUCACUCUGCAGAUGAGAGUUCGAGGCAUGCAGAGGAGCAAUGACUUGUUCAAGGUUACACAGCCAGUCGGUGAGAUUCUGAAGGGAGGAGUUUUGAUCCGAGGGAACCCUCAGCUCUGCUUCCAGGACAGCGUUUUGUGGAAGGAUGUCUUCCGCAAGAAUAACCAGCUGGCUCCUGUAGACAUAGACACCAACCGCUCCCGGACCUGCCCACCCUGCGCCCCAGCCUGUAAUGACGAUCACUGCUGGGGUGAGAGCCCUGAGGACUGUCAGAUCUUGACUGGCACCAUCUGCACCAGUGGCUGUGCCCGAUGCAAGGGCCGGCUGCCCACUGACUGCUGCCAUGAGCAGUGUGCUGCAGGCUGCACGGGCCCCAAGCAUUCUGACUGCCUGGCCUGCCUCCACUUCAACCAUAGUGGCAUCUGUGAACUGCACUGCCCAGCCCUCGUCACCUACAACACAGACACCUUCGAGUCCAUGCCCAACCCUGAGGGUCGCUACACCUUUGGUGCCAGCUGUGUGACCACCUGUCCCUACAACUACCUUUCUACGGAAGUGGGAUCCUGCACUCUGGUCUGUCCCCUGAAUAACCAAGAGGUGACAGCCGAGGAUGGAACACAGCGGUGUGAGAAAUGCAGCAAGCCCUGUGCCCGAGUGUGCUAUGGUCUGGGCAUGGAGCACCUACGAGGGGCAAGAGCCAUCACCAGUGCCAAUAUCCAGGAGUUCGUGGGCUGCAAGAAGAUCUUUGGGAGCCUGGCAUUUUUGCCAGAGAGCUUUGAUGGGAACCCCGCCUCCGGCAUUGCCCCCCUGAAGCCUGAGCAGCUCCAAGUGUUUGAAACCCUGGAGGAGAUUACAGGUUACCUAUACAUUUCAGCAUGGCCAGACAACCUCCAUGACCUCAGUGUCUUCCAGAACCUUCGAGUCAUCCGGGGACGAAUUCUCCAUGAUGGUGCCUACUCAUUGGCGCUGCAAGGCCUGGGAAUCCGCUGGCUGGGGCUGCGCUCACUGCGGGAGCUGGGCAGCGGCCUGGCGCUCAUUCACCGCAACACCCAUCUCUGCUUUGUACAAACUGUACCUUGGGACCAGCUCUUCCGGAACCCCCACCAGGCCCUGCUCCACACUGGGAACCGGCCAGAGGAAGAAUGUGGUCUCGAGGGCUUAGCCUGCCACCCACUGUGUGCCAAUGGGCACUGCUGGGGACCAGGGCCCACCCAGUGUGUCAACUGCAGCCAGUUCCUUCGGGGCCAGGAGUGUGUGGAGGAGUGCCGAGUUCGGAAGGGGCUCCCUAGGGAGUAUGUGAGUGGCAAGCAUUGUCUGCCAUGUCACCCCGAGUGUCAGCCUCAAAACAACACAGAGACCUGCACUGGAUCGGAGGCUGAUGAGUGUAAGGCCUGUGCCCACUACAAGGACUCGCCCUUCUGUGUGGCUCGCUGCCCCAGUGGUGUGAAACCAGACCUCUCCUACAUGCCCAUCUGGAAGUACCCGGAUGAGGAGGGCAUAUGCCAGCUGUGCCCCAUCAACUGCACCCACUCCUGUGUGGACCUGGAUGAACGAGGCUGCCCAGCAGAGCAGAGAGCCAGCCCAGCGACAUCAAUCAUCGCAACUGUGGUGGGCAUCCUGUUGUUCCUGGUCAUAGGGGUGGUUGUUGGGAUCCUAAUCAAGAGAAGGCGACAGAAGAUCCGGAAGUAUACAAUGCGAAGGCUGCUGCAGGAAACUGAGCUAGUGGAGCCGCUGACGCCCAGCGGGGCCAUGCCCAACCAGGCUCAGAUGCGGAUCCUCAAAGAGACUGAGCUAAGGAAGGUGAAGGUGCUUGGAUCUGGAGCUUUUGGCACCGUCUACAAGGGCAUCUGGAUCCCAGAUGGGGAGAAUGUGAAAAUCCCCGUGGCCAUCAAGGUGUUGAGGGAAAACACAUCCCCGAAAGCUAACAAAGAAAUCCUAGAUGAAGCGUAUGUGAUGGCUGGUGUGGGUUCUCCGUAUGUGUCACGCCUCCUGGGCAUCUGCCUGACAUCCACAGUGCAGCUGGUGACACAACUCAUGCCCUAUGGCUGCCUUCUGGACCAUGUCCGAGAACACCGAGGUCGCCUGGGCUCCCAGGACCUGCUCAACUGGUGUGUUCAGAUUGCCAAGGGGAUGAGCUACCUGGAGGAUGUACGGCUUGUGCAUAGGGACCUGGCUGCCCGGAAUGUGCUGGUCAAGAGUCCCAACCAUGUCAAGAUUACAGACUUUGGGUUGGCACGGCUGCUGGACAUUGAUGAGACCGAGUACCAUGCAGAUGGGGGCAAGGUACCCAUCAAGUGGAUGGCAUUGGAAUCCAUUCUUAGACGGCGGUUCACCCAUCAGAGCGAUGUGUGGAGCUAUGGUGUGACGGUGUGGGAGCUGAUGACAUUUGGGGCCAAACCUUACGAAGGGAUCCCAGCCCGGGAGAUCCCUGACUUGCUGGAAAAGGGAGAACGUUUGCCUCAGCCUCCAAUCUGCACUAUUGAUGUCUACAUGAUUAUGGUCAAAUGUUGGAUGAUAGAUUCUGAAUGUCGCCCAAGAUUCCGGGAAUUGGUGUCAGAAUUCUCCCGCAUGGCGAGGGACCCCCAACGCUUUGUGGUCAUCCAGAACGAGGACUUGGGUCCAUCCAGCCCCCUGGACAGCACCUUCUACCGGUCACUGCUCGAGGAUGAUGACAUGGGGGACCUGGUAGAUGCCGAAGAGUAUCUGGUCCCCCAGCAGGGGUUCUUCUGCCCAGACCCUGCCCCAGGCACUGGGAGCACAGCCCACCGUAGGCACCGCAGCUCGUCUACCAGGAGUGGAGGUGGUGAGCUGACCCUGGGCCUGGAGCCUUCAGAAGAAGAGCCCCCCAGGUCUCCACUGGCUCCCUCGGAAGGGGCUGGCUCUGAUGUGUUUGACGGUGACCUGGCAAUGGGGGCAACCAAAGGGCUACAGAGCAUCUCUCCACACGACCUCAGCCCUCUACAGCGGUACAGCGAGGAUCCCACAUUACCCCUGCCUGCUGAGAAUGAUGGCUAUGUUGCUCCCCUGACCUGCAGCCCCCAGCCCGAAUAUGUGAACCAGCCAGAGGUUCGGCCUCAGCCCCCCUUGACCCCAGAGGGUCCUCUGUCUCCUGUCCGGCCUGCUGCAGCUACUCUAGAAAGACCCAAGACACUCUCUCCUGGGAAGAAUGGGGUUGUCAAAGACGUUUUUUCCUUUGGGGGUGCCGUGGAAAACCCUGAGUACUUAGCACCCAGAGGAGGCACUGCCUCUCAACCUCACCCUUCUCCUGCCUUCUGCCCAGCUUUUGACAACCUCUAUUACUGGGACCAGAACCCAUCAGAGAAGGGGUCUCCACCAAGCACCUUUGAAGGAACCCCUACGGCAGAGAACCCUGAGUACCUGGGCCUGGAUGUGCCCGUGUGAGGUUACAUCUGCAGAGACCCUGUGCUGCCUUCAAAGGGAGGGAAACCCGGCUUGUGCUCUCCAUGACCGCAGAGCAGGGAGAGGUCCUCUGGCCACAUCACAUCCAGGGCAGCCUGCUGUGUCAGGAACCCACCCUAUGGAGCCUUUCUUGCUGCUUGAAUCCUGAGUGGUUGAGAGGGGCCAUAUAGCUGGAAGAGACGGCACACUGGACAGCCUCAGUGGAUCCCAGACUCUGCCCUGACAGUCCGUAGGGUCCAGUGGAUAUUACAGUCAUGGCUUCUCGCUUGGUUCUGAGGACUGAGGGAAGCUCAGCCAAGAAGGGAAGAGGCCCCAAGCAAGUAUCUUGGGAACAGCACAACCCACUAGGACUGAGUUGUGCGUGCAUCCCAAGAGGCAAGGGAUUGCGCUGGCAUCCAGACCAUCCUUGUACAGAGUGUAUUUUGUUCUGUUUUUACUUUUGUUUUUUAAAGAUGAAAUAAGGACACCG
Myodes glareolus (Bank vole) is the source of this 4526-nucleotide messenger RNA. The record is from RefSeq and is a predicted model, not a curated record. NCBI's taxonomy places the organism in Eukaryota, Metazoa, Chordata, Mammalia, Rodentia, Cricetidae.